CUUCACGCAGCGACUAGCGAAAUCAGGUAGAGAAAAACAUGUGGAUUCACAAAAUGUAUCUACUUGUUGAUCUUUCCUUUAAAAAAGGUACAGAUAGGAUGGACGGGAUAGUGAUAUAGAUAAUGUACGGCUCCCUGUUGAAACAUGUCUGGGAAAGACAGGGAUAAUUCAGAGGAAAGGAUUGAACUUGGGGUAGGCGAUCCACGGAAUAGUAAACCAGUGAUGUUAUUCCCAUUUUUCAUCUCCAUUUGAUGAGUGUUUUUCAAAUUUCCCCUCCUUUAUGAGUCUGCUAAAACGAAGCUGCCAGAAUGGAGGAAAGCAAACACAAAUGUAGACGCUAAUUCAGCACCCUCAUCCUGUCUUCUGGACUGACUGAAUUCAUUCUGAAAUGGAAAAAUCCUCCGUAGGGAUGAAUAAAUCGGGCUUCCGAUCGACAUCCUCGCUGCCCCCUGAGCCGGUGGAUAUCAUACGGAGCAAGACUUGCUACCGCCGAGUAAGGCUCAAUGUCGGGGGUCUUCCACACGAAGUCUUGUGGAGAACGCUGGACAGGUUACCCCGAACGCGACUGGGGAAAUUAAAAGAUUGCAACACUCACGACUCGCUAAUGGACAUAUGCGAUGACUACAAUUUAGAGGAUAACGAGUACUUUUUUGACAGACACCCGGGGGCGUUCACUUCUAUCCUGAAUUUUUACCGCACAGGAAAGUUACACAUGAUGGAGGAGAUGUGCGCGUUAUCUUUCAGUCAAGAACUGGACUACUGGGGAGUUGAUGAGAUUUAUCUGGAAUCGUGCUGCCAAGCUCGGUAUCAUCAGAAAAAGGAACAAAUGAACGAGGAGCUUAAACGCGAAGCCGAUACAUUGAAGGAAAGGGAAGGCGAGGAAUUUGAUAACACGUGUUGUGCAGAAAAAAGAAAGAAACUUUGGGAUCUUCUAGAAAAGCCAAGUUCGUCAGUUGCAGCCAAGAUCCUGGCCAUCAUAUCUAUUCUGUUCAUCGUGCUGUCGACCAUCGCCUUGUCCCUGAACACGCUGCCGGAGCUGCAGGACACGGACGAGUUCGGGCAGACGACGGACAACCCCCAGCUGGCCCACGUGGAGGCGGUGUGCAUCGCCUGGUUCACCAUGGAGUACCUGCUGCGCUUCCUCUCCUCGCCCAACAAGUGGAAGUUCUUCAAGGGCCCGCUGAACGUCAUCGACCUGCUGGCCAUCCUGCCCUACUACGUCACCAUCUUCCUGACCGAGUCCAACAAGAGCGUGCUGCAGUUCCAGAACGUGCGGCGGGUGGUGCAGAUCUUUCGCAUCAUGCGCAUCCUGCGCAUCCUCAAGCUGGCGCGCCACUCCACGGGGCUGCAGUCGCUGGGCUUCACCCUGCGGCGCAGCUACAACGAGCUGGGCCUGCUCAUCCUCUUCCUGGCCAUGGGCAUCAUGAUCUUCUCCAGCCUGGUCUUCUUCGCCGAGAAGGACGAGGACGACACCAAGUUCAAGAGCAUCCCGGCCUCCUUUUGGUGGGCCACCAUCACCAUGACAACAGUGGGCUAUGGCGACAUCUACCCAAAGACUCUGCUGGGGAAGAUUGUGGGCGGCUUGUGCUGCAUUGCCGGGGUGCUAGUGAUCGCCCUGCCCAUCCCCAUCAUCGUCAACAACUUCUCCGAAUUCUAUAAGGAGCAGAAGAGGCAGGAGAAGGCCAUCAAGCGCAGGGAAGCCCUGGAAAGGGCCAAGCGCAACGGCAGCAUCGUAUCCAUGAACAUGAAGGACGCCUUCGCUCGCAGCGUUGAGCUGAUGGACGUGGUGGUCGAGAAGGGCGGGGAGAACGCGGGGAGGAAGGAGAAGGUGCAGGACAACCACCUUUCACCCAACCGCUGGAAAUGGACACCCAAACACACAGCCUCGGAGACCAGCUCCAACAAGUCUUUCAACGUCAACGAGCAGGGUUCUCCCAACGAGGCCCGGACGUCCAGCCCUCAGCACCUCAAUGUGCAGAAGCUGGAGGAAAUGUACAGCAAAAUGGCCAAGACCCAGUCCCAGCCCAACCUCAACACCAAAGAGAGAGGACUGUCCUCGAAAGGCAAGCACAGGGACGAGAUCGAGAUGGGCAGCAUCGUGGGGCCCGUGGACCCCCUGCUGGCCACGCACGAGGGCGUGGUGGACAUGAAGAGCCUGUCCAGCAUCGACAGCUACAUCAGCUGCGCCACCGACUUCCCAGAGAGCACCCGCUUCCCGCACAGCCCUGUGGCCAGCGUCCCCACGAGGGUGAGCGCUAACCCCGGCCUGCAGACCACGCUGGAGCACGAGCCCAUGCUGACGCCGCACUCAGUCUCCAGGCAGCCCGGGCGCAGCUCCGUCCUGGAGAUCAGCUCCAACCCGGAGGGCUCCCGGCACAGCUUCUUCUCCGACAGCCCGCGAGGCCUGCGCUUCAGCAACCCGCUCAAGUCGCACUCGCUCAAGGUCAACUUCCGGGGCGGGGAGGCGGGCACCUCCUCCUCCGCCGCACACGUGGGCGGCGCCCCUCUGUCGGACAGCUCUGCCUUCUCCGACCGCUCCCUCCUGAGCCCUGAGGUGUCGGUCUACACCACGGCCAGCAGCAAAACCCCUCCGAAGUCCCCCGAGAGCCUCAGCCUGAUGCCCGCGGUCUUCACAUUCCACGAUGCGUCCAUCAGCAAGUACAUCGAUGCCGACACAGACGACGAGGACCAUCUCCAGGACUGCUCUAGCACCAGCCCCUCCAAGCGCCUGCUGGACAACAGCAGCCCCAAGUUCAACAUCAACGCCGGCUACCAGCGGGGGGCCAACCACCUGGAGAUGUCUCAGCGAAUGCUGGGCCAGAACUGCGUGUUCCCCCUGGGGAGCGGGCAGGAGAACCACGUAACGCAAGAGCUGCGCAUGCCUCAGGGUGAGAGAAGCCGCUCCAGCACCUACGACGACAGCAUUUGAGCCAGGGAGGCCCGUGGAUCAGAGCGGGGAGCUGGGACAGAAGGGGGGUGAGUGAGUAACACUGGUGGAAAAAAAAAAAAACAACAUGCCAAGAGCUUUGCACAACGGCGUUACAAACUUCUGACCAAGCCAUUGACAUGAACAAAAAGGUUCUAAAUAACAUCUGCAGGUUCAUUUAAGAGAGGUGUUGCUGAAGACUCUGCCAAGUGAGACUUGUGAGAAGGAACCGCUUCUCCCCUCCCUCCCGUUUUCCCGCCUGUCAAACAGA
Molecule: messenger RNA, 3197 nt
Organism: Megalops cyprinoides (Indo-Pacific tarpon)
Lineage: Eukaryota; Metazoa; Chordata; Actinopteri; Elopiformes; Megalopidae
Gene: kcnb1
Product: potassium voltage-gated channel, Shab-related subfamily, member 1
Exons: 3
Coding region: 389-2929 (846 amino acids)
Biological process (GO): potassium ion transmembrane transport; protein homooligomerization
Cellular component (GO): membrane; voltage-gated potassium channel complex
Molecular function (GO): protein binding; delayed rectifier potassium channel activity
Source: RefSeq, a predicted model, not a curated record